Messenger RNA from Drosophila rhopaloa, 2332 nucleotides. RefSeq names its product cullin homolog 1. The record is from RefSeq and is a predicted model, not a curated record. The transcript is spliced from 3 exons. Lineage: Eukaryota; Metazoa; Arthropoda; Insecta; Diptera; Drosophilidae. Gene Ontology annotation, biological process: SCF-dependent proteasomal ubiquitin-dependent protein catabolic process; protein ubiquitination. Gene Ontology annotation, cellular component: SCF ubiquitin ligase complex. Gene Ontology annotation, molecular function: ubiquitin protein ligase binding. The coding region runs from base 165 to 2168 and encodes 667 amino acids.
AUAGCUACGAUCUGUUUUGGACAAAGGCAUUAUUAAUCAUUGAUAAAACCUUUAAUUACUUAUAAAUUUGCAGCCGGGUUUAAUAAUUUGCAUUUAAUAAACACAUUUAAAUAAAGUAAGCUACAGAAAAAUCAGAAAAGUUAAUUUUUUACCAGAUAUCAGCAAUGAAUCGUCGCGAAAGGCGUCUUGAUUACAAUGAAGGAUUAAGUGAUCUCUGGGAUAAGGAGAUUAACUUUUUGGACCAGAUCUUCUAUAAACGCAUUCCAUUUAAUUGCAAUGAUCUCAUUAAAUUCUACGACUAUGUCUACUAUCACUGUUCGAGCUUUGUCCAAAAUCCGAGUGUGCCUUGCCAGGAUCCCGGAAGUCAUCUUUACGAAAACCUAAUCAGUUACCUAAAUACCCGGCUUCAGGAAAUAGCAGCUGAAAUUGAGAACAUCACGGAAGACGACCAGCUUAUCAUCAAAUACGUCGAGUAUUGGAAGCCGUAUCAGAAAGCCUGUGAAGAAUUGGACCGAGGAUGUCGCUACCUCAACCAGAACUGGGUGAAACGGGAGCAUUUUGAGGGCCACAAACAUAUCCACGAGGUCUACCGCAUGGCCAUGAUUCGCUGGAAAGAGCUGGUCUUCAGUCCCAUUGACAGGGCUCUGGUCACCGCCAUUACCCUGAUAUUGAGCCAAACUUCCGGGGAAUACAUGAAAUCCCUUUUGUACAAGGUGCUCCAAUCCAUUGUGGAGCUGUACGCCAGUGAUGAGAAACAAGCCGUGACAGUGCCCAAUAAACUUAACAACGUAUUUACGGAGGAAGCGGUUGGUUUCUACCAUUCGGAGACCCUGGCGGAGUUUAGAAAAAUCAUUUCAUCCGAUACUUACUGCGAUUUAAAGCACUUUCUCAAAUACGCCUGCUUAGCCAUGCCAGAAAUCAAACAGGGGGUCCAGUUUAAGGGAGUACUUAAGCGACACCUUGCUUUACAGCUGCAGAAAGCUAUUUCAAAAGCAUUGGGAGGCAAGGAUUACGUAAAUGCCUUCAUGUCACUGCGCCACAGUCCUUUGGAACGGGCAAUGCGGGAUCACAAGGAACUGGUGGCCGUGAUUGAUCAGGUGUGCUCAAAUUCAAUAAACUCUAUGAACCAGAAAAGGGAUCCCAUCGAAGUCCUUAACAUACAUUGCAAUGAACUAAUGACCAAUAAUCAUUAUUCUGCGAAGGCUGUUAUCGAGGAAUUUAAACGGAUCGUUGAGUUGGUGGAAUUCCUAAACGAAAAGGACAAAUUCUUUAACCAAUAUUGGAAAUAUCUUAGGAUUCGUCAAAUCAACGAGACAUCUACAUCAGAUCAAAAUGAGUCCACAAUGAUUUCCCUGCUGACCAAAAAGUUUGGGUAUGUUGCUACUUUUAGUCUAUCGAAUCAGUUGGCGGAAUUAGAUCGGUCCAGGGUCGUAAAGGAUCAGUUUAAAAAUUAUUUGGAUUGUAGGGAUAUGAAGUUAGGAUUCGAUUUCCGUCUUACGUGUUUUGAAACCAGGGGUGGCGAUGACAAUUUCAAGCUGAUUUUGCCUACGGAACUGCAGCAAGCUGAAAAGGAGUUUUACUCAUUUUACAGUCAAUGCUAUAAAGGUCGGAAAAUUGAAUUAAAUUUCGAAAUCUCCACCGGCGAGAUGAUCUGCCAUUUGGGUCAGUCGACUCAUAUCCUUCAGGUAACUACUUUGCAAAUGGCACUUCUUCUGCUGUUUAACCAUCGGGAGAAGUUUACAACCGACGAGAUAAUGGACGUGUUGGGCACAAAUAUGGAGACCCUGGAGCCGGUUCUGAAUUUUUGGAAAGAGAUUGGAUUUCUUGUUUCCAGCGACUUAUCUUUGGAAGUAAACAUGAAUUUUACAAAAAGGAAGCGCCGUCUUAACUUUAACAAGGUUCCGACUAAAACUAGAAAGAUCGAAGAUAAAGAAGAUGGUGAAUUAAAAUUAAGGCGCGCAAACCAAAUGGAUGCGGCUGUGGUGCGCAUAAUGAAGAAGCAUAAGACUCUGGAACACUCGCAACUAGUUGGGCAUGUUAUUGAGGAGCUGAAAAAUCUUUUCACUCCAAAAAUUGGGUUUAUUAAAGAAAGGAUUGAAGCUUUGAUUAAUAAAGACAUGGCCGGUAUAGAGCGUUCAGGGCUCACCACCUACAAAUAUGCUUCCUAAAUCUAUUAAAAUAAUGCUGUAUUCCAAAAAUGUGUUAUAUUCUAUUCCUUGGCUUACAACUAUUUGGAAUUUAUUAGAUAAAGCGAAAAAGUUAGAAAGCCAUAAUAACAAUUUUUAAACUUAUGUUUUCAAUUACAUUUUUAUAAUAAAACCGAAGUUUUAAA